AAAUAAUAUUACCAUCAGCAGAUUCUUCUUCAUUCCUAGAUGGAUUCUGUUCUGGUAAUUAAGUUUUUAUUGUUGGUUCUAAUCCAUUUGGUUUUCAUCCACGGAAACAGGGGCUGCUUUGAAGAGGAGAAGGCGGCUCUUCUGGAAUUCAAGGCCUUUGUCAAAUCGGAUGGUUACGAUGCAGAUCAACUUCUUCCUUCAUGGGUUAAUGACCCUGAGCAUAAGAGUUGUUGUAAAUGGGAGAGGGUCGGUUGCGACUCCACCACAGGCCAUGUGAUCAAGCUCUCCCUCAGCAAUAUCAGGCAGUUUCAUGACCCCUCAUAUAGCUUAUAUGACCCCAAAAACAGUUGGCAUUUAAACCUCUCCUUGUUUCAACCAUUUAAGGAGCUAAGGAGUCUGAAUUUAUCCUUCAAUGUAAUUUCUAGGAUACAGAACAAAGGGUUGUCAGUUUUUGAAAACUUAGAAGUGCUGGAUUUAAGAUCCAACAUCUUAGAUGGCUCGUCAGCAACACAAGGUACGCGAAUCAAUAAUUCUAAAUUCUUUGACCCUGCACCUUAACUUGGAAUAAACGAGUUUUCCUUAC
This is a messenger RNA of Rubroshorea leprosula, 583 nucleotides long. Lineage: Eukaryota; Viridiplantae; Streptophyta; Magnoliopsida; Malvales; Dipterocarpaceae. The record is from the annotation of a GenBank genome assembly.